GAAACUAAAAAAAUCUUAAAAAAUAGAAAAGAAAAAUGUUAAAAACAAUGACAUAAGCUUAGAAUGUGAGAGGAUGAUAAUGAAUGAAUCAUAGAUUAUACAAAUAUAAGAGAUUACUGGUUUUGUGUUAUUGGAGUGUGUCUGUCUUAUAGUUUUUUUUUUUCACCACUAAUUUAAUCUCAUGAGUAAGUUCUGACAUCAAGUGGUUUCAGUCUCCUUCCGAUCGUAACUGCGGGGAUUGAACCAUAAUCCUCGCUGUCAAGUUCAGCGCUUAUCACCAUCGGACCGACUAACUAUUGGUGUCAGUCUUAUAGUUUAAUUUAACUUAACUUAACUCAGCUUAGCUCAGCUUAUUGGUUUGACUUUAAUACAAGUUUGUAUCUGUGGGGUAUGAAUUGAAUCCUCAUCAGUAUCUUCUCUUUCUCUCUGCUUGGAAUCAUCUACUUUCUCUGCCUCUUUCCUUCUUGUCUCUCUCGGUGGCUACCAUUAUCAAGAAAAAUUCUCAACUCUUUUGACAAAAGGACAAGGUUUUUUCAGAUCUGUUUGGUAGUUGAAACAUCUAUUGAUUCUAAUAAGAAGCAAGUUUUGGUUUGGUUUGGAUUGGAUUGUGGAGAAAGAAGUAAGAAGAACCAUACCCAUCAUGGGAGAUGGUGCUGCAGUGACAUCAUCUGCAACCAUGAUGGAAGGUCCACCACAAGAUGAAAAUUCAAUGGAUUUUGAUUACAUGAGUGAACUUUUGUUAGAUGGUUGUUGGUUGGAAGCUUCCGCGGAUGGAUCUGAGUUCUUACUGCAAAGUUCUCCUUUUUCCAAUCCAAUCUUUGACCCUUCAUUCUCUUGGCCUUCCUUGGAGAAUACUGAGCCACCCCGCAACGAGGAUGGGCACGUUGGUAUUGAACAAGAAAGUCAGAUUAUAGUUAAUAAUGCUGGCAGUAGUGACCGGCAGCAGUGUGAGUUUGAGACUCGUUCGGGUGAAGGGGUUAGUAGGUUGUGGAUUCCACCGACGCCUAAUCCAGGACCUGGUGGAUCUUUCAUAACCGAGAAGCUGAUAAGAGCCCUCAAGUGGAUCAAAGAUUUCAAUAGGAACAAAGAUAUGCUUAUACAAAUAUGGGUGCCGGUUAAUAGAGGGGAUGAUAGGCCAAUUCUGAGAGCUAAUGAUCUUCCUUUUUCACUUGAAUCAAGGUCUUUAAACCUUGCAAAGUACCGAGAGAUCUCUGUAAGAUAUCAGUUUUCUGUAGAGGAGGAGGACUCGAAGGAGUUGGUGGCGGGUUUGCCUGGUCGAGUUUAUAGGGAUAAGAUUCCUGAGUGGACGCCUGAUGUUCGAUUCUUCAGGAGUGAAGAGUAUCCGCGAGUUGACCAUGCUCAAGAGUGUGAUAUACACGGAACAUUAGCGGUUCCGGUGUUUGAACAAGGGAGCAGGACAUGUUUGGGUGUUAUUGAAGUGGUGAUGACUACACAGCAGAGUAACUAUGGCCGUGAACUUGAGACUGUUUGCAAAGCGCUCGAGGUUGUUGAUCUCAGAAGCUCUGGACAUUCAAGUCUUCAGAAUGUGAAGGCGUGCGACAAAUCCUAUGAAACUGCACUACCUGAGAUUCAAGAGGUUUUGAGAUCUGCAUGUGAAAUGCACAAAUUACCUUUGGCUCAGACUUGGAUCUCAUGCAUCCAACAGGGAAAAGACGGGUGCCGGCACUCCGAUGAUAAUUAUGCAAACUGUAUAUCUCCGGUGGAGUAUGCGUGCUAUGUUGGUGAUUCCUCAGUUAGAUUUUUUCACGAGGCUUGCAUGGAGCAUCACUUGUUAAAAGGUCAAGGUGUUGCCGGGGGUGCUUUCAUGACAAACCAACCGUGCUUCUCGGCUGACAUAACUUCUUUAAGCAAGACAGAUUAUCCAUUGUCUCAUCACGCCAGGUUGUUUGGAUUGCGAGCUGCAGUUGCCAUACGACUCCGAAGCAUCUAUAGUACUUCAGAUGACUAUGUUCUCGAGUUCUUCCUGCCUGUAGAUUGCAAUGACAGUGAAGAACAGAAAAAUAUGCUCACAUCUUUGUCCAUGAUUAUUCAAAGGGUUUGCCGCAGCUUGCGAGUUAUAACAGAUAAGGAAUUGGAUAAAGAUAACUUACCAUCUAAUGAAGUGAUGGCCGUUACUGAUGGUCGAUUUGCUACAAAUGCAAUCUGGUCGGAAUCUCAACACAGGAGGAUGGCUGCCUCAUUGGGUGGUGAAGAAAAGUUAAGCGAAACAAUGAGUAGAAAAUUCUCAGAACAAAGGCGGCAACAGGAAACUCUUACUUUAAAAGGAGAUCUUGAUUGUGGUAGGGCGAGUUCUCCUUCUGUGGAGGGUACUUUCUUGUCAAGUUUGGGAAUAAAUAGAACUGGAGAGAAAAGACGGGCUAAGGCAGAGAAAACUAUCACUCUUCAAGUCCUUAGGCAGUAUUUCGCUGGAAGUCUAAAAGAUGCUGCGAAAAAUAUUGGCGUCUGUACCACAACUCUGAAAAGGAUCUGCAGGCAACACGGGAUAAAGCGUUGGCCUUCUCGGAAGAUAAAAAAGGUUGGUCACUCUUUGCAGAAACUUCAACUCGUCAUUGACUCAGUUCAGGGUGCUUCUGGUUCAUUUCAAAUUGAUUCCUUCUAUUCAAAAUUCUCUGAUCUAUCGUCUCCAAGAACCAGCCUAAUCUCAACUCUGAAUCAAAUCGAUAAUCAAGUCUCGUUAAGCACUCUGCCAGAUCCCGACUCAUUAAGCCCCGAAGGUGCAUCGAAAUCACCCUCAUCUUCAUGUAGUCAAAGUUCAUUUUCAAGCCAUUCCUGUUCCAGCAUGUCAGAGCAACAACACCGCAAAGGCAAUGUUGCUAUUGGUAACAAAGAUCCAUCGGUUGGUGAAGAUUCUGUUGAUGUUGUGUUGAAGAGAAUCAGAAGUGAAGCAGAACUUAAAAGCCUGAUUCAAGAUAAUAAAACAAAGCUCAUGCCAAGAUCACAAAGUCAGGAAACACUAGGUGAAAACCCGAAAACCGAGCAUCACAAAUCCUUCUUAAAAUCCGCUCCCAAAGCUUCUCAAAAGGAGGAUUCUCACAGAGUAAAAGUUACAUUUGGAGACGAGAAAACACGGUUUAGGUUGCCAAAGAACUGGGGUUAUGAAGAUCUUGUGCAGGAAAUUGCUAGAAGAUUUAAUGUAAGUGAAAUGAGCAAAUUCGAUAUCAAAUAUUUGGACGAUGAUUAUGAAUGGGUAUUACUAACUUGUGACGCAGAUUUGGAGGAGUGCAUUGAUGUUUGUCAAUCUUCUGAGACUAGUACCAUCAAACUUUGUCUGCAACCCUCCAGUAAUUUUAUCAGGAGUUCUUUAGAAUUUAGAUAGAAAAAUCAUUUUGUGAUUGUAAAUUGUAAGAUCCUUUGUCAUGUAUAUGAAAAUAAUGUUAAGAGUAAGUCUUAGAAGUUUGUAGCUUAAAAGCCAAGAUUCCUUCUUUUUAGUUUUGUUUAAAGAAAUUGUAUUAUUUUGUUAGACUAUAAGGAUAUACUUUUGUCUAUCCUUAUAUAUACUAGGAGCAAUAAGCAGGAUUCAACAUUUGUUUGUUAAGUAUGAUGAUGAUGAUUAAUACAAAAUUGUAUGAUUUAAACACCUCAA
Messenger RNA from Trifolium pratense (red clover), 3604 nucleotides. RefSeq names its product protein NLP4-like. Gene Ontology annotation, molecular function: protein binding; DNA-binding transcription factor activity. The coding region runs from base 641 to 3337 and encodes 898 amino acids. NCBI's taxonomy places the organism in Eukaryota, Viridiplantae, Streptophyta, Magnoliopsida, Fabales, Fabaceae. The transcript is spliced from 5 exons. The record is from RefSeq and is a predicted model, not a curated record.